AUCCCUGUUGGCGAGAGGCCACAUUUCCGUCACGUGACCCGCGCAUGCGCCUGCUUGCGGGAGCGCUGGCGUCGGUUGAUCCGAACACCUGCUGAGUUCGGAAGUUCGCUUUCUCUGCCCCGGCUCGGGGCGGUCCGCUGGGAGGUGGCGCCCGGAGGGACAGCCGUGCCUCGGGGCGGGGCCGGUGCUCGUCUCGGAGCUCCAGAGGUUCCGCUGAGAAGCACGGCGGCAGCAAGACGACUUCUCCGGAGCCGCCGAGCUGGAGUUGGAAGUGGAGCUCCGUGGGGCCGGGCCCCCGGCUGCGGGGCAGCGGCUCCUGCAGGGGGAGGCCCCGGCGGAGAAUGAGCCGGAGCCGGAGGUGGUGGUGGUCUCCCGGCAGAGCGGUGCCACCGGGAGCAUGCUGCGAUGGUUCACCACCUUGAUGCUGUUUGCUUCCUUCCUGGGGCUGGGAUUGAGUGUUGCUAUCGUGGGACCCACGUUUCAAGAUUUGGCAACAAACGUGAACCGAAAUAUCAGUAGCCUGUCUUUCAUUUUUGUGGGUCGUGCCUUUGGAUAUUUGAGUGGCUCUGUGAUUGGUGGAUUGCUUGUUGAUGUCAUGAAUUACUUUUUACUUUUGGGAAUCUCGAUGUUGGCUACCACAGUUGGUCUUUAUCUUGUUCCUUUUUGCAAGACAGCAGUGUUACUCACUGUCAUGAUGUGUGUCUUUGGUACUUCAAUUGGCAUUCUGGAUACAGGUGGUAACGUCCUUAUCUUGGCUCUUUGGGGGGACAAAGGAGCCCCACAUAUGCAGGCCUUACACUUCUCUUUUGCCUUGGGUGCCUUUUUGGCUCCACUGCUAGCGAAACUGGCAUUGGGUCCGACAGUGUCUGCUGAAAACUGCACAGAGUCUGACUUUCAUCAUCCUGCACUCAACCGAUCAUCUGAGGCUGACUCAGAAGCUCUGUUUGGAGUACCUAAUGAUACGAAUUUACUGUGGGCUUAUGCUGUUAUUGGUACUUACAUGUUCUUAGUUUCUGUCGUUUUGUUUGGUCUGUUUUUCAAGAAUAGCUCAAAGCAGGAAAAAACAAGAGCAUCUGCUCAGACAUCUCGAAGAGCAAAAUAUCACAACGCCCUUCUUUGUCUCCUUUUUCUGUUCUUCUUUUUUUAUGUUGGAGCCGAGGUAACAUAUGGCUCUUACGUUUUCUCAUUUGCAACCACCCAUGCUGGCAUGAAAGAAAGUGAAGCCGCUGGGUUGAACUCCAUCUUCUGGGGGACAUUUGCAGUCUGCAGGGGCCUGGCAAUCUUUUUUGCUACCUGUUUACAGCCUGGAACCAUGAUUGUGUUGAGCAACAUUGGCAGCCUGACUUCAUCUUUAUUUCUGGUGCUUUUUGACAAGAAGCCAAUUUGUCUCUGGAUAGCAACUGCAGUGUAUGGGGCUUCAAUGGCAACCACGUUUCCCAGUGGUAUUUCUUGGAUUGAGCAGUACACGACCAUCCAUGGGAAAUCUGCAGCGUUUUUUGUAGUUGGUGCUGCCCUGGGAGAAAUGGCUAUUCCUGCAGUCAUUGGAAUUCUUCAAGGAAAAUACCCUGAUUUGCCUGUAGUUCUGUAUACCUCUUUGGGAGCAUCAAUAGCCACUGGUGUUUUAUUUCCUGUGCUAUAUAAAUUAGCCACUUCACCUCUUGAUCACCAGCGAAAAGAAAACAGAAAGAGUGAGGACCAGAAAGCUUUGCUUUCUAGCUCUGGGCUAAAUGAAUAUGAGGAAGAGAAUGAAGAGGAGGAUGCAGAAAAAUGGAAUGAAAUGGAUUUUGAAAUGAUUGAAACGGAUGAUACAAUGAGGCAUUCUAUAAUAGAGACAUCUAGAAGUAGUUCGAUGGAGCCCACAGCUGAAAUCUAUAACCAAUAUCCAUCAAAUGCACUGGUGUUUGAGUCCUCUCCUGUUAAUACUGGCAGUUCCAUAUGAAGCACUUGCCAGAAACCAGGACAAAAGGGACUAACACUUAGAGAAGAUGGAUUACUCACUGACAUCUUUGAAUAAUUGCCACUUCUAAGGAGGUCAUUCAGAGCAGAGCAUUAGCAGAUUUUCACCAUGCUUUGGGGAUUAAAAUUUUUAGGUCCAAAUUGUAGCAAAUGCUAAAAAGUUUUGAAAUGUUCUGUAAUUCCCAGAGUCUUCCAUAAGUAACCGAAUGGUCUCAUACAC
Mandrillus leucophaeus (drill) is the source of this 2176-nucleotide messenger RNA. It is a transcript of the gene SLC60A2, whose product is annotated as KIAA1919 ortholog. The transcript is spliced from 4 exons. The coding region runs from base 398 to 1939 and encodes 513 amino acids. The record is from RefSeq and is a predicted model, not a curated record. NCBI's taxonomy places the organism in Eukaryota, Metazoa, Chordata, Mammalia, Primates, Cercopithecidae. Gene Ontology annotation, biological process: transmembrane transport.